Messenger RNA from Osmerus eperlanus (European smelt), 2961 nucleotides. Its product is annotated as RNA polymerase II elongation factor ELL2-like. Lineage: Eukaryota; Metazoa; Chordata; Actinopteri; Osmeriformes; Osmeridae. The record is from RefSeq and is a predicted model, not a curated record. The transcript has 12 exons. The coding region runs from base 90 to 1898 and encodes 602 amino acids. Gene Ontology annotation, biological process: snRNA transcription by RNA polymerase II; positive regulation of transcription elongation by RNA polymerase II; transcription elongation by RNA polymerase II. Gene Ontology annotation, cellular component: transcription elongation factor complex. Gene Ontology annotation, molecular function: cis-regulatory region sequence-specific DNA binding.
AGAACGCUGUUGCCACACGAAACCCCGCCUCUGUGACGUUUGAAUGAGAACGUCUUGAACUCGAGACACUUCAAUUCCAGAACCCAGCGAUGGCAGCGCUGAGGCAGGAACACCGCUAUGGACUCUCCUGUGGAAAGAUUGAUAAAAACAUUCCAAACAAGACACUUUAUCACGUCAAGCUCACAGACACAGCCAUCAGAGCCUUGGAAGCCUAUCAAAACCUGAAGGGAUGCUUGCCAAAUCAACCGUCUAUUUGCUUCAAAGGACAUCAGGGGUACGUCAAAAUCCCCACCGCCUCACCCGAAUCCCCAGCUGCUCUACGCCUCUUCUCCUUCUACCUGUCCAGUGACAGCAAGGACCAGCCCCAGGCCAGCUUUGAGUGUGUCCACCAAUAUGUCUCCAGUGCUGGUCGAGAGCAGCUGAAGAGCCAGGGCAGUAUUUUGGACAAGAUCACAGUGUGUGCCACCGACGACUCAUACCAGAUGACGCGGGAGAGGAUGUCCCAGGUGGAGAAGGACAUCUGGAGCCGGUCGGCCAUCGAGAUCAAGCCGGGGACCACACACCCUAGUAAAUGUGUCAAGUUACAGAAAAAGCCAACACCUCUGUCUGCAUCAGACAGCCUCCACAAGCACUCUCCCACCAACAGGAGGAAUAGCGCCCUGGGCCUGCUCACCCAAAGGCCUUUGCGAGAACGCAUUAUCCACCUUCUAGCCUUAAAGCCAUACAGGAAACCUGAGCUUCUUCUGUGGCUGGAGAGAGAGAGGGCCAGCCCUAAGGACAAGGCCGAGCUGGGCUCUUUACUGGAUGAGGUGGCCAAAGUGAAUCCUAAAGAUAACAGCUACCUCCUCAAGGACGAGUGCUACAGACUUGUUCAAAGGGACUGGCCUGGCUACGUGGAGGAGGAGAAGCAGCUAGUUAACAGGCUGCUGGCCAGGAAAUUGCAGCUGCAGAGUAGCAGCCAAUCAAGAACUUUCCAGGCAAACUCUACAAACUCAUUCCACAAGACUUCAUGGGAUUCUCCUUUGCAUCACACCUCAGUCAAGAAUCCUGCCGGGAAACGGCCUCUGCCUUCGGACUCAUUGGACAGCCCGGCUCUGAAAAAACAAAGACUCAUAGACCAGAGGUUGCAUCUGCAGCCAACUACUAACGGACUAUCAAAUUGCAAAGACCAAUCCCCCUCUCUCAAUCCUAUUUUCCACACAAACACUGAGUUUCAAAGGACAAGUAACCACAUUUCAAACAGCCAAAAUGGCUUCCUCCCCCCUAUGGACAAGUUGAGUAGCUGUACUGAUGAUCACAUGUCAGAGAGAGGAGAACACAGCCCCCAGGUGACCGGCCAGGAGACACUGCAGAAUGACUCAGACUGCGUUCACCAGCAGCUCGCCAACAGUCAGCAUAAAAAGAAAAAGUCUAAGAAGCAUAAAGAGAAGGAGAGGGAGCGAUUAAAAGACAGGCAGACUAGCGAGUGGCUGGAAAACAGCCCAAAUAUCAAACAAAUUCAAGAUAAACCUCAUGAACCUGCCAUCACAAAUGCUGUUCCUGCGGUGGAGGAGAAGCCCGAUUACGUACUAGCAUACAGUCCCAUUAGUAAUGUGGAGGAGCGGCAGAGAUACCAGGUAGACUUCUGUGCUGAGUAUGAUGAGUACAAAGACCUGCAUUCCAGGAUUGCCACAAUCACACAUAUGUUUGUCCAGCUUGGCUCAAAGAUCAAGAGUCUGUCUCCAGGAACACAGGAAUACAAGAUUAUGGAAGACCAAAUACUGGACAAGUACAAGAAGUAUCGAAAGAAGUUUCCGGGCUAUCGGGAAGAAAAAAAACGCUGUGAAUAUCUCCAUCAGAAACUUUCCCACAUAAAACAACUCAUUACAGACUUUGACCUCUCUCAUAACCCCUCAUAGUGCUGGCGUAUCCAUAGAGUUAUAUUAGGGCGUAUCCUGUGAUCUGUGCGCAAGAGAAAUGGAACCAUCAGCAUUAGCACAAACUUCAAAUGCAUUUUCACUUUAAAGGUCUAGAACUUUCCAAUUACCUUUUAGAGGUCCACUACUGUCACUCAGAACAUUAGGAUCACUAAAUACUGAUUCAAAGAAGAAAAAGGCUAUCUAUUUCUAGUUUUGUUUUAUUAUUGAUUUGCAUAUUCGUUUUGAAUGUUUGUUCAGACUAUAAAAUACCAGAGAAAAUCACUUCCUUGUUUUGUGUCCCAAAACAUAUUCAAUAAUGUUUUCGCUUUAAUAUUUUAAUUUUCUGUUCUGCAACCUCAUGCCUAGAGCGCUCUUCACUAAACAAGAUGAUAAAACAAUUAGACAGAAUUAAGUCUGUCUGAUUACAUAAGGCAGUAGUUGCCCUGUGCCUGUCCAAAGCAGUCACCACAGAGAAAGAACACUUGGUUGGCAACUUUUUCAGUCACUUUGUUAUUGCGGUAUUGUUUGGUAGGAGACUUUGGUCUUCCUUUCUCUCUAAAUUCUUUGAACUACUGAUGUAUUUAUUUAGAACCUUGGACUUCUGUCGUGUUCUGUUUAUUGUAUGUGAUCUGUUCUCUUGUUUUGCACUGCUCCCUGUCACCCUUGGGGGUGAGGAACAUGUCACAUGACAUCAGUGUGUUUGUACGGGGUGGUGUGAACAAGGAGAGGAGGUUUGUGAGGUACACUAAAUGUCUAUCAAAAGUAGUGAGUAUAUGUUGCAGGGUUCAGGUGAAACUCAAUUCCCUUAACAAGAUUAAAACUGAUUUUCAAGAAUUUGAAAAUAGUUUUAAUACAAUACCAUAUUGUCGAAACUAAUGAUGGAAACAUUUACAUUAGUCAUUGUAGAGGGAAUCAGUUACGGUCAUUGUUAGAUUUGCCAAUGCAUUGUAGUGUCAAACCAAUCUAAUUGAGAGUGUUUUGAUGAUUACUUAUUAUGAUUAUGUAUUUUGCACUGAAUGUUCACCACAAGGGUUUCGAGGCCUUAUAAAACAAACUGCCAACA